CGGCGCACCGGCGCACCCGAACGUAAACAGUACUUUUGGUUUUGCAAACUUCCAAGUUCGUAGAUAUCAAAAGGGAUCAUUGAGAUGAAGCGAUUUAAAGUCUCGAAGUUUAAGAAUGCAGCAACAAAACUUCCAAAGAAGGAGGAUUAUAUCAACAGUGGUUGUAUUUGUGAUGGAGGAGGAGUCAUUACGGCUGGUGCUGAGUUACUUGCAUUCGCAUCAGAUUCCAGAGCUGGAGUAGUAUCAAUUUAUCCAAUAAACCCAAGAACUCCGAGGCCAUUGCAACCUAACAUUCUUCCAGCUCAUUCAGAGGUGGUCACUGCUCUUUCCUUCUCACCAUUCUCUGACUGGCUUUUAGCAACUGGUUCUCAUGAUGGAUCUGUUAAGGUCUGGCAGUUGCCCGAGGAUGGGUCGACUGACACAGUGGUUCAGCCUGAGAUACACCUACCAAUGGAAGAGAAGUCGGUAACGAAUAUCAUAUUCCAUCCAGCAGCGGGCCAAGUACUAGCUACGUCAAUGAACAAUCAUGUCAAAGUCUGGGACAUCACGAAACAGGAGGCAACCUUUGACUUGAGUGGACAUGGUGACACGGUGCAGGACAUUGACUGGAGCGUGGACGGAGCCUACCUUGCCUCGACAUGUCGCGACAAGCAGCUGAGAGUGUGGGAUCCGAGAGCUAACGUAGUGACCCAUAGUAGCGAGGCACAUCGCAACCCUAAGGGCUCCAGCGUCUGCUGGCUGGCUGAUGACACAAGGCUACUGACGACUGGGUUUGAUGCUACACAUCAGAGUCAGGUUUACCUGUGGGAUCUGCGCAGAUUUGAUAGCAGUGUGACUUCCCUGAGCUUGGGCCGAACCGGGUUAAUGUUCCCAAUGUUUGAUGCAGAUACAAACAUGUUGUUCUUGGCUGGAAAGGGAGAGCCUUGUGUUGGAUUUUAUGAGGUGCAAGAUAAAGAGCCAUUCCUAACAGAAGCAUCUGCAUUCGCGUCAGACGUUCAGAUUGUGUCGAUCUGUAAGGUGCCAAAGCGAGGGCUCAAUGUCAUGCAGGGUGAAGUGAACAGAUUGCUGAUGCUCUCCCAGCGAGCUGUUGUCCCUGUGUCAUAUGUUGUCCCACGUAAGAGCUAUAGAGACUUUCAUGAAGACUUGUAUCCAAUGACAGCUUGGAGUGAUCCAGCCUUAACAGCUGAACAAUGGUUUGCUGGAGGAAAUGACAGGGUGAAGAAAUGUUCCCUCAAUCCAACGAAAAGACCAGCGAAGACCUACAAAGCUUCACCGUUCCACGAGGCAGGCGAGAUCGAGCCGGUCAUCGCAACUGAACACAGCAAGGCUGAGUCGUCGAGUGAAGACACGCCAACAGAGGUCAUGACAAAGGUCACAGAGGUCACAACAAAGGUCCCACCAGGUGGUGCAGGCAGCAUGGCUCAUGAGCACACUCCUCCCAACGACGAUACAGUCCAACAUCAGCCACAAGCAAUUAAACCUUCAGCAGGGACAGGAGAUGAUGCUGUAAUCACUGGGGCGGCACGACUAGGAGGGCAGGGUGACGUGCAUGCACGCGAUGAGCCACAGUCACAUCCAACAGCAGGAUGGGCAGGUGUGCGGGCUUCAAAGUUCAAGAACCUGCACGUGGUGGUGGCGCACAGGCGGGAGCAUGUAGAGAACCUGCGUGGUGUGGAUGGCACAGUGGGCGGUGAGAGCGCAGGCUUUGCUGCCAACACCAGCCGCGCGGCGGUGGCCCUGGCAGGACCAGGUGGUACCAUCGCCGUACUGGAGCUCAGUAGACCAGGUAGACUCCCUGACACAGGAGUACCCGUAGUAGAGAAUGGCUCGGCUGUAAUGGACUUGGCCUGGGAUCCAUUCAACAAUGCCAGACUAGCAGUUGCUUGCGAUGAUGCCAAAAUCAGGAUCUGGUCAUUACCCGAGGAAGGUCUGACUGAGAUGCUUACUGAACCAGAGUGCUAUUUAAAAGGUCAUACAGAAAAGAUCUAUCUGUUGGCAUGGCACACGACUGCAUCAGAUAUCUUGGCGUCAGCCUCCUAUGACAUGACCGUGAGAAUCUGGAAUGUAUGCACGAUGCAGGAGGUGAUCUCACUGGAUGGGCACACCGAUCAGGUGUACAGUUUUGCCUGGAGCCCUGAUGGGAAAUACAGUGCCACCUUGUGUAAGGAUCAGAAACUUAGAAUAUAUAAUCCUCGCUCAUCCACCGAGCCAAUACAGGAAAGCCUUGAUGAAGAAGGAAUUCGGAAAGGAAAAGUUAUUUGGGUAAUGGAUGGCUGGUAUCUAUUGGCUACUGGUUUUAGCAGGACCAGCGAGCGACAGGUGUAUAUAUACAGCGUGGAGGACAUCUCUGCCCCCCUGACAACUGUUGGGUUGGACUUCAGUCCCUCCAUACUGACUCCAUACUAUGAUGCAGACAGCGCCAGUGUAUUUCUCACUGGCAAGGGUGACACUACAAUCUUUGCAUAUGAGGUGGCAGCAGAUGCCCCCUAUCUGUUCCCACUGGCUGGCUAUACUGGCAGUACACUUCAUCAAGGACUUGCCUUUUUGCCAAAGACAGCCUGUGACGUGAUGAAGAUUGAGUUUGCUAGAGCGCUGAAGCUGACGCAAAACUCUAUAGAACCAAUGUUGUUUACAGUGCCCAGAACCCAGAUGCAGUAUUUUCAGGAUGAUCUAUUCCCAGAAACUAGGGUCUGGUGGGAGCCACUACAGACUGCAGAAGAAUGGCUGGGCAGGGGCAAGCAGAAGCCUCACCGUAAAAUCAACCUCCAGCCCCCUGGUAGCAAAGCUUUGUCUGAAGCGCCGAAGCCGUCCAUCGCAAGGAAGCCCAAGUAUGACAGCGGGCAGGAGCUUGCAAAGACGGCCGCAGAGAAGAAGGAGGAGCUCAUACAGGCUAUGCACGAGAAGCUGCAGUUCCAGGACGAUGUGCUGCCACAGGAUGAGUGCCAGGGAGCUGACUCUGACGAGUGGAGCGACUAAGGCGCCUGUCUAUACAGCUAUGCAGCCAAGCUAGCCUCCACACAGUCUAUUGCUGUGUAAUCUGAGAAUAGGCUGUGAUAGCAGAUUCGCUUAUGCUCAUUCCCCCAAGCCUUCAACUCUGAUGCUGCAUCUGGUAGCUGUUGAAUCAGUUCAGAUCCCCCAUCAUUUGUCGGUUAAAAACGAGGAUGAGCGGCAGUUUGGGCGUGGUAACUUUUCAGUUUUUUUUUAGAUUUCCUUUCCAAGCACGACUAUCAGCAUCUCAUUGGUUUUUAAAGUCCGGUGACUGCGCCCAGUAGUGUAAACAGUGUCGGAGGGUAGGUUCAGAUUGCCAAAACUUUGUCGGUUUUUAAAAUCUUUGGGAUUUCGACUAUGUGAAAAACUCCAGUGAUGUGCUUUUUAGAGGUGAAGCAAUUGCUGUGACAUAUCACCGACGCCAGGCGGCGUAUGUGUUAGUGCAUGACGUUUCAGCAUUACGGUCGCCAUGGCAACUCGGCUGUUAUGUGUACAUGUGACAUGAGGGAAUUUCUGUCAUGGAUGGUACCAUUGCAUUCCUAAUGCAGCAGGUUAAUGGUCAGCAUCAGUGCUGCUUGUGUUUGUAGAAUGAAAUUGAAUGAUGCAAAGCAAAAUGAAGGAAAGAUUGCCAAUAUACGUGGAACAAUGUCAUUAAUGACUUUGGCAUGACCUGCGCAACUACCCCAACGAGUUGGAAUAUUUUUACAUGUUAUGAUAUUUGUAAUAAUUAUAUUAUCUGAUCGCUUAUUGAAUGUUGUGCUAUGAUUCUAGAACAAAGGCCAUUUCUAGUAGGUUUCCUAUUAUUAUGAGUCAGCAAAAGCAGUAAUCUUUCAGUUUGUUGCAAAAUUACUAACUCAAAAUGAAGAGACUAGGGCACAUUCCAGAAAUGUUACAUGACUGUGUACUUUACAAAUAGUUAUGUUUAUCAUGUGCUAGUGCUGUUUGUCUACAAAUCAAAACAUUUUGGGUGUAAAAGCUCUGAACAUUAAAUCAUUACAUAAAAUUACGUGUUAAAUUCAUUUUGCAUUUGGAACGCAGGAGUUAAAACAAGGUAAACAGCUGACAUGGUUGGGUGAAAUAUAAAUAACUCUUAUUUUAUAAAUGUUUA
Messenger RNA from Priapulus caudatus, 4096 nucleotides. RefSeq names its product coronin-7-like. The coding region runs from base 85 to 2976 and encodes 963 amino acids. The record is from RefSeq and is a predicted model, not a curated record. The transcript has 22 exons. Lineage: Eukaryota; Metazoa; Priapulida; Priapulimorpha; Priapulimorphida; Priapulidae. Gene Ontology annotation, molecular function: protein binding.